This is a messenger RNA of Acanthochromis polyacanthus (spiny chromis), 2496 nucleotides long. RefSeq names its product carboxypeptidase A6 (gene cpa6). The record is from RefSeq and is a predicted model, not a curated record. Gene Ontology annotation, biological process: proteolysis. NCBI's taxonomy places the organism in Eukaryota, Metazoa, Chordata, Actinopteri, Pomacentridae. Bases 260 to 1603 code for a protein of 447 amino acids. The transcript has 11 exons. Gene Ontology annotation, molecular function: metallocarboxypeptidase activity; zinc ion binding.
CGUUUUAAAAAAGAGUUGCUGCCCUGCAGCUCACUCCAGCCCUUCAAAGAGGUAGUAGAUGUUCCUCCUGUGCCAGCUGACCGACUUUUUGCACCUUCUCUGUCAGUGGGAGAACUUUACGAGAGCGCACAGAGACGAAAUGACUUCACCAGUCCGCUGAUGUUGCGCUGGACCGAGAGUCCUUGAAGUUUCUUUAAAAAAAAAAAAAGUUGUCCUGCAUCUCUCAAACUAUCCAGCGUCUUUGAUCUGCUGGCCAACGAUGGCGCUGGACCACAGGAGAGCAUUUCGUGCCUCCGUUUUACUGACUUGUGUGAUAAUCUGCAGCAACGUGCUAUGUCCCGCCGGUGCCUAUCUCUACAACAACCGCUACGCAGGCGAUCAAGUCUUCAGGAUAACGCCGGGUAAUGAUGAGGAUGUUCGAGCCCUCAAGAAAAUUCUGGGACAUUUGAAGGUGGACUUGUGGCAGCCCAACAGCGCUUCUCUCAUCCAUCAAAAUGCCACAGUGGAUGUCCACGUGAACCGCAAUGACACACAAGGUUUACGGUCACGCUUAAAGCAGGAACGUAUUGAUUAUCGGGUGUUUAUCUCCAAUCUGCAGAAGGAAAUUGAAAAGCAGACGAGGUAUCGCUCCACCCGCAAGCGGAGGUCAGAGGCUCAGUACGACUAUGAGGUUUACCACUCUCUGGAAGAGAUCCAGAGCUGGAUGUUUGAGAUGAACCAAACCCAUCCUGACCUAGUUGACAUGUUCUCUGUUGGGAAGUCAUAUGAAGGACGACCACUUUAUGUUCUUCAGCUAGGAAAGAGAAGUCGUCCCCAGAAGAAAGCCGUGUGGAUCGACUGUGGCGUUCAUGCCAGAGAGUGGAUCGGACCCGCCUUCUGCCAGUGGUUUGUCAAAGAGGCCAUCGGCUCCUACCAGUACGACUCUGUGAUGACACGACUACUCAACCAGCUCAACUUCUACGUCAUGCCUGUCUUCAAUGUGGAUGGAUAUCGUUACAGCUGGACCACGGAUCGGUUCUGGAGGAAGACACGGUCCAAAAAUCACAAAUUCCACUGCAGAGGGGUGGACGCUAACAGAAACUGGAAAGUGAAAUGGUGUGAUGAAGGUGCCUCCUCUCAUCCAUGUGACGACACUUAUUGUGGGCCUUAUCCUGAGUCUGAACCUGAAGUGAAGGCCGUCGCCAAGUUCCUGCGCAAGCACAAGAAGCGCAUAAAAGCGUACAUAUCCAUCCACGCCUAUGCACAAAUGCUGCUUUACCCAUAUUCCUACAAGUACGCCUCGAUCCCCAACUUCAGCUGCGUGGAGUCGGCAGCUCAUAAUGCCGUGACAGCCUUGUAUUCUGCCUAUGGAGUGAGGUAUAGAUACGGACCUGCCUCCACGACUUUGUAUGUGAGCUCCGGCAGCUCCAUCGACUGGGCCUACAGGAACGGGAUCCCCUAUGCGUUUGCAUUUGAGUUGAGGGACACUGGUUACUUUGGCUUCCUCCUCCCCGAGUCGCUCAUCAACCCGACCUGCACAGAGACAAUGAGGGCCGUGAAAGCCAUCGCGUCGGGCCUGCUGAAGAAGUGCGAGACAGACAGGGACAGAUUUCCAUAUAUAUGAGCACACUUAUCUUAACACCUUGUAUUUUUCUGCGAGUUCAUAUUCCUCCCAGACGUUAUCAGGUGAAGAGCUGGAAAGGACCAUCAAAGCACGAAGUUGAAUUGGUUGUCUUGUGUUUUGUUUUUGUUUUUUUUUUUCCUGAGGUUGCUCACCUCAUUUUCCUUUUCUGAUAAGAACAGAUGGUGGUCGGUUUCUUGUGCCAAAAAAACACGGAUCCUAUGAACAACUAUCCUGUUUACAUGCAAUAAUAUCACAUACAGUGUCAGAGAGCAUCUCAGUGGAUCAGUGAGCCUUUAUGUGUCCCUUUUAUAUCCGAUGUCCUGAGCUUGAAUCCUUUCUCGUUACUCACAUUCUACUCUCAAAAAAGAAAUCAAUAAAGCAAUAAGUUUUUGUUUUACGGUAAAUGGUGGUCAUCUGAGCACUUGUAGUGAUAUGGAAGCACUUUUUUUUUGUAAAGAAACAACUUAAUGUCUUCCAAAAAAUGUGUUGUAUUUGUCAACUUUUCAAAAUGGCUGUUUUUAAUGAGUAUAGCUAUUUUUAUUCUGGUUGCUUUUUAUUUUUGAAAUCAAGCUUACCAAGUGCCAGUUUAGAUUUUCAGCUAUAAAGUUAAUGUUUUAAUGCCUUUAUUACUGCAAACUUGUUGGUGUACAUAUUAUGCUAUCAACUGACAACUGAAAUUGAGAUGUUUUUGUUAGGCUUCUUUUUUUAUUUUUCUUCCUCUUUAAUUUGGUUCAGAAAGAAUGACCUGUCACUUCAGUAGCUAACUGUGUCAUUACUCAGGUAUAGAUAAAUGACCGUCAGAAACGUUUACUUGUGACAGGUUAUGUUCUUAAUAUUGUAUUUUUAAAAAAGCAAAAUAUCUGAUUUGAAUAAAUGUUUUAUAACACAUCCUA